Papilio machaon (common yellow swallowtail) is the source of this 2572-nucleotide messenger RNA. RefSeq lists its product as uncharacterized. Lineage: Eukaryota; Metazoa; Arthropoda; Insecta; Lepidoptera; Papilionidae. Bases 478 to 2550 code for a protein of 690 amino acids. The transcript has 11 exons. The record is from RefSeq and is a predicted model, not a curated record.
AACACGGAGGAUUGCAUAUAUAUACUUCCUGAUGCAAAUGUAUUUCAAUGUCACAUCUAUUUUUUGAAAUUUUUGCUUAAAUUUGGUAAAACUUUCCACUUCUUAGUACUAGAAAAUGUUAUAGAAGCUAUCCGAAAACAAAGUAGAAAUGCUUGUUUCCAGAAAAAGAAGUGGGCAAAACUAGCAUUGACUUUCAUAUCCCGACAUAUUAGAAGCGGUGUUGUGUCUAUUGUCCAAAAUCCAAUUGAACAAAAUAACACUGGACAUUUUUUUGUUGUUGAAUGUUGCUUAAAGCUGGUCGAAGAAUAUGAUAAAAUUAUACUUCUGAGCAAUUACGAACAUCUAAAAGUACAUGAAUAUGCAGAUAGAUUAUUAAUCCUAACCGUUAAUGAAUUGAAAUCAAUAGUUAAUACUUUUGGGAAUGCAAAUUUAAUUAGAAACAAUUUAUUUCCGAAAGAAAGAUGCCAGGAUGAGUCUAUGCAACGUGUCUCAAAUGAGCACAUUGAAUCAGAUUAUGAUAUGAUUGAAGAAAAAUUACCAAAGCUAGAACCUACUAAAGUUAGUAUAGGAGUUGAAACUUGCAAAAUUAUUGAAGAAAAAAAUACAGUUGAUGCUAGUGUUCAAACUGACUUGGAUUCUGAAUUACUUACUCGUAUAUUAAAUAUAGAAAGUGUUAAAACUAUUCUUGCCGAUUCUGUAAAAUUAAAGGAAAUGCUAGACAAAGAAAAUUUUAAUUCAUUUUUAAAAGAUUGGGACGUUAAUUUAAAUUCACCGAAAUCGGUUACAAAAAAUAAAGAAAAUAAUGCGAGCCAGAGAAAUUUCAAAUGGCGUAGAAAACGUCCUAGAAGUCUUGUUGAACAGAAAGAAGGAAUACAACAUUCAGUCACUAAAAACUUAAUGGUACAAAUACCUAAAGAAAUUGUAUGUUCUGUAGUAGGAAAACAGUUCCGUAAUAAAUGUAAUCCUAGCGCCAAUGAUGUAACACCAACGGACGGUUCUUCCACAUCUGGCAUUGUAUCUACUGCACCAAGUCCUAAUGAUUACUGGACUGAAUAUGAGAAUAAUCGAAAUGUACUCGUCACUUCUGUUGACAAAGAAAGUGAAAUAGACAUUAAUAAUGUGAUGUUCGAAGUGACAAGUACAGCUAUGAAUGAAAAUUUGAAAUCUCGUAGCGAUGAAUGGGUGUCGCGUUUUGUUCAAAUAAUGGAAGAGGUUCUUACACAAGUAUUACAGAAAAAUCCCACACAAUCUCCCAAUGUGUUAGCCCCACCAUGGACUCUCUUUGAAGCAACCACUUGUAUUAAAAUGAAAUAUCGUAAGGACCGUGAUAUAGUCGAUGCUGGAAAUAAAUUGACCAAUACUCUUACAAAGAUUAGUGAUAAAAAAGGAACAGUUAAUAUUCAUCUGACUCCAAAACAGUAUAUGGAAAUGUACAGUUAUGGUGUUUAUUUGAUUGAUACCCUACAGGCUGCUUUUGAGGGCUGUGAAGAUUUACAAACUGCUUCUGAAUCACUAUCGAAAUUGUUAUACGAUAUUGAGCAUCCAAAUCUAUCAACUAGUCAAAAUGAUGCAUUUAUCGACGUACAAGACGAAAUUAUCGUAAAUACCAGUACCACAAAUAAAGAGUCAAAAGAAAAGACACUCCUGACCAAUAACGAAGAUUCAUUAGUUCAACAAAAAAAACAAAUAGACUUAUCUCCAGUACCUUCUCCAUCAAAGCGCAAGUUAAGAUUAAAAUUUAAAAAUAAAGUUGAAAGAGUCAAUGAUGUUAAAAAUAUAGAGAAAGCCGAAAGUAAAACCUCAUUGCCAUCUACAUUGGAUUCAAAGAAUUACAAUGAUGUAUGUGAAAAGGAAAGUUUAAAGUGUUUUAUAAAUGAGGAGCCUCACACACCACUUUAUGAUCCACCAACAUUAGACGAAGUCCAAACACUCAAAAAUAUAACAACUGAAUCUCCAAUGAAUGUUGCAAUGACAACAAACACUAAUAAUGAUUCAAAACAACCAAAAAUAAUUAUAAAUUUCACUCAAUGUGCGGAAUAUGAAGAAAAACUUAAGAUUAAAACAUUAGAAUUAAAUGAUACUGAUGAAGAGUCUUAUUUAGAUAAUGAUAAUGAUUAUACAUCCGAUGAUGAAUACAAUCAUUAUGAAAGUAAUAAGGAAUGGCCGAAUGAUAAUAAGCAUUUCAAAUUUGAAAAUAUUUUUAAUGUUAUAUUUCUAGAUAUCAGACAAACUUUUAUCAUUGUGUUUGCAUUUUGUAUGACGUGUCAAAAGGCUAUAAACAUAUCUGAUCCUGAUAGAAAAUUAUUAGAGGCCAAAGAAGUUUAUUCUAAAAUAACUAACAUUUGUAAUAUUCUGAGCAGAAUCAUUAAGCGAGAUGACAAAUUAUUUAUGUCACAAAUUGCUGAAGUUUUAAAGGCAGAAGAUGUUAUGGAAGAUUUUAAAUUUGAUGAAAGCGAUUUAAGAAAAUACAAGGAAAUAAGUACAAAAUAUUUGGAGCAAGCCAAUUCUCUUCGCGAAUGUCUAGAAACAAUAAUCAGACAUAUGUCUUGAUUUAUUUAAUUUUAAUCGCGUU